GAGAAGAACGUUGUGAUGCGUAAAGUGCCUCCCAGUGUCACAUUGGUAAAGAAAGAGGUUUAUAGAAGGUUUCAGGUGAGCUGCCUGGUGUUUGGUUUCUAUCCCCGCCACAUCAACCUGACCCUGCUGAGAGACGGCCAGCCAGUGGCAGAACAGGAGCUGACAGGGGGGGAGGUGCUGCCUAGUGGAGAUGGGACCUACCAGCUGAGGAAGAGUCUGGAGGUCAGUACUGAGGAGCUAAAGAAGAGACACAACUACACCUGUACUGCCUCUCACCUCAGUCUGGACAACAAGCUGGAUGUCAGUUGGGAGUCUGGGGCAGAGAGAGUUCACCUGUCCACCCUCUCAGUUCUACUGGUGAUGCUGCUGAUUCUUAUUCUAUUUGGCAUUUUCAUUUGCGUCAAAAGGAGGAGAUGCACCUUCUCGUAGACAUUGUCACAACUUGCCAACGUUGAUGCAAAA
Molecule: messenger RNA, 462 nt
Organism: Salmo salar (Atlantic salmon)
Lineage: Eukaryota; Metazoa; Chordata; Actinopteri; Salmoniformes; Salmonidae
Source: RefSeq, a predicted model, not a curated record